CCCUUCAUAUUAGUUUCUGCCAUUGGGAUUCAUGUCUCGUUCACUUCUCCUUCUCCCCCACCGUCAUCUAAAGAGAAGGUGGUGCCCUCGUUAUUCGAAUUCAUCAUUGGAUGGUGUUUGAAACUUCGCGGUUUGGAGUUGAUGAAGGUGGGUCGCUCCUCAACAUCCGAGUCGGUCAUUGACUUUAUUAAUUUGUGGAUAAUAUAAUAGAUCGGCGCGUGGGGGGUAUCGUCUGCUGAAGUGGCUAACAUCUUGGCCAUGUAUAUAGCGCCCUCGCACGAUAUGGAGGGCAUCAAUGGUGCUAGAGCUGUGCAGCUUUUGCGCGUUCUUCGCCCUACACCGAUCACCCCCACAUUCCUUGUCGCCAGUAUUGCCAUCGCGAUUGGUGGUGCACUAAGGCUUUAUUGUAUGGCAAUGUUAGGAAAGCUUUGGAGCUUCCAGCUCAGCAUCAGAAAAGAGCAUAAACUUGUGACAAGCGGACCGUACUCGGUGGUGCGCCACCCAAGUUACACCGGUCUCCUUCUCCAAAGUGCUGGGAUCGCUGUCAUGUACGGAAGUCAAGAAUCGUGGAUGAGACAGUCUGGGAUUUUACCAGUGCCUUUCGUUGAAGUGUUAGUGACUGGCGCUUUAUUGUUUACCGCAUUCAGCGUUUGGACCUCCCUCAGCCGACCUGCAGUGGAGGACCAGAUGUUGCAGCGCGCUCUGGGAGAAGACUGGGAGAAUUGGGCAAAGAAAGUGAGGUACCGGCUUGUUCCUGGGGUCUAUUGAUUACAUACAUUAUACCAGUCGCUAUGCGCGUAUCUCUUUGUUGGAAAACAACCGGUCAACACAGUACAUGAUUUUCUUUCUAUUCAACUUAGACACUCCUUUUACUAUGCCAAGCGGAUUUAACAUAUUAAACAAACGGUGAUUGUAAACGCACCAAGCAGAGAUAUACCUGCUUGCCCCACUUCGACAACACAAAGACGGCUUGGACGCUGAGUGAGGUUGAGAGCGGUAAAUUAAGGACAUUCGGCUGAUGAGUAUAUUUAACAUGAACUCAAAGGCAUUGUGGGAUGUGAUUCGGCUUCGCUGUCAAUGUUGAGUUGAGAUCAGAAGGAAAGUGAGGAAAGGCGAACAGCGAGGAAUGUGUCUGGAUGGAACGCCGAAAGCCUUGAAGCUUUGAGCUUGCGGAAGU
Molecule: messenger RNA, 1177 nt
Organism: Suillus plorans
Lineage: Eukaryota; Fungi; Basidiomycota; Agaricomycetes; Boletales; Suillaceae
Exons: 1
Coding region: 259-768 (169 amino acids)
Biological process (GO): C-terminal protein methylation
Cellular component (GO): membrane
Molecular function (GO): protein C-terminal S-isoprenylcysteine carboxyl O-methyltransferase activity
Source: RefSeq, a predicted model, not a curated record